Messenger RNA from Abrus precatorius (Indian licorice), 852 nucleotides. RefSeq lists its product as uncharacterized. The transcript has 2 exons. Lineage: Eukaryota; Viridiplantae; Streptophyta; Magnoliopsida; Fabales; Fabaceae. The record is from RefSeq and is a predicted model, not a curated record. Bases 1 to 852 code for a protein of 283 amino acids.
AUGUCUUUCAGUGGGUUGGGUAUUGUUUUAAGCAUUGUCUUUGGGUGCCUUUUGUUGGCUCUAGUUGCUGAGUUUGGCUAUUUGAUAUGGUGGAAGAAAAGAACAUGCACAGAAACUGAAUCAGAUAAAAAAAAUGAUGUAAAUGGAAUGCUUUAUGGAGUGUGUUGUUGGAAGACACCAUCUGCCACAAAUGUAGUGAGUGCGAGCAGUAAUAUAGAAAACAAAAGCAAUGAAUCAGAUAUAGAGUUAGGUAGUGGGAAGGAUGUGUUGUUGAAGACUUGUGGAGAAGAAAGUGUAGAUACAGAGUUGAUGAGGCUGCACAAUCUGGCUGGCCCACCAAGAUUUCUGUUCACCAUCAAAGAGGAAACUAAAGAAGAUUUGGAAUUUGAAGAUGGAAAGUCUAGGGGUGAUAGGAGUAGAAAAGGGUCAAGAUCAAGGAGCUUGAGUGAUCUUAUGGUGGCAAUUGAUAGUACCCCUUUUCUUAACCCAAUGGCUUGCUCACCAUUGAAGUGUUCUUUGGUUAAUCUUGAUUCUUAUGAGCACCAAGGGUUCAAUCCUCUCUUUGAAUCAACAGUCGAGUCAGAGUUCAGCAGAUCUAGAUCUUCACCGCCACCCAAAUUCAAGUUCUUAAGGGAUGCAGAGGAAAAGUUGUACAGAAGAUUGAUUGAAGAGGCUCAUAGAAAGGCACAGAUGAGUUAUGGGUAUGUAACAGAAGAGGCUGAGGUUAAAGAUCCCCCUAAUUCAACAAUGGUUAUUCACAACAAAGAGAGUUUCCUUCAAGUUCAUCUCAGGUUCUUCCAUUGGCAUCUUCUCCUACAAUAUUCAGACCAGUUGUCGAGGAGGCAUCCGUAA